Molecule: messenger RNA, 1779 nt
Organism: Topomyia yanbarensis
Lineage: Eukaryota; Metazoa; Arthropoda; Insecta; Diptera; Culicidae
Exons: 3
Coding region: 178-1518 (446 amino acids)
Cellular component (GO): extrinsic component of mitochondrial inner membrane
Source: RefSeq, a predicted model, not a curated record
AGCAACACCCAACCACAAAAUCCUUUCAACAGGGGUAAAAAAAUAAGAAAAGGUUUUUUUGCUUCAUAAAAGUAGCAAGCUGGCGGUACUACACCUAAUCUAAAGAUAUUUAUUUGUACCCGCUUUUCUGAGUUGCGAAGAUUAUUAGUGUAGAAAAUCGUACGUUUCCUGCGAGAUAUGGAUGAACAGCUUUACAACAACUUCAACCCGACGCGGUGCAAUGUUUGCUUCAGCCGGGCAACCGAGCAUCGGUUGAUGCUGGUGGGACAAAACUUACGCUACUGCAAGGGUUGUCGGUUGAUCGGAUACUGCGGAGAGCAGCAUCAGAAGGAAGACUGGAAAAAACACAAAGAUUUCUGCCGAGCUGUGACCAAAAUCUUGACGAUGAAGAACAUUCAGCACAUCCUUGAAGUGCGAGAAGAAUACGGUGAAAUUAUUGGGAGCACCCGCCGGGAUUUGGAGUGUACCAUAUCGCUGGCGGAGUGUUUGAUCAUUGCAAUACUGCAACGAAAACUACAUCAACACGAGUAUACUCUACUGCGCUUCCCGAACAUUUGUCGCGUGUGUUUCGAAUACGAUUCAUCCAAGUUGAAACCAUGUGAAGACUGCUAUCAAACAGUUUACUGCAGUGACGAGCAUCGGACGCACGACUCUGCGGACCAUGCCAGGUGGUGCGAAAUGUACCGGAUUAAUCUUUUGCUGGAUGCAGAUUAUCCAACACGACUCGAAACGCUCGGUUUUCCGAAACUAACCGAAUUUGAGCUAAGCAGAUUUCCAAAACAUUCCUUCGAGUUGGUGAAUCUAGCGUACAAAAUUAACAUUCCAUUCAGACCAGAAUCGGUGAAAAACUUCAACGAUCUUAAAUUCGUAUCGAAUUAUUCACACAUCGGUACAAUUCUUUAUGCGUUACAUCUUACGAACAUGAACCACGAGCUGCAGAAUUCCCUAGUAAUCUACGUAGUGGGGGCCGAAGAUGAAAUCGUCUAUUUCGACUACAACACCUGUUCUGUCAUUUUCACCUACAUUCCGCAGCUGCGGGAUGUGAUAAUCUAUUUUAUCGGGCCUUCGCUAGGUUCGAUUAAGGAUGAAAUCGAGCUGAAAUAUGAGGGCACUUGCUCGAUCAAGAUGCACUACUACAAAGGUCUGUUCCACUCGCUGGAACCAGUCGAACAUAUGGAGCGUCCUCAGAUCAUUGUAAGCUACAAUUGUGGAUUUCACGAGCAUAUUGAAUCAAGCAAAGACACGUGGUCCUCGACUCUGGUUCGGUUGAUCAGGUAUGUCAACAUUCCGAUCGUUUUCACGUCCUACACGCGAGCGGAAGCUUGUCAGGAUUGUGCAACCAUUUACAGUAUUAGUAAGCGAGCGAUUAAAAAGAAGGAUCUGGUGUUUGUGAAACGUGCCGCCGACAAUCCAUUCAAAGAUUACAAACCCCUGCGGAACACAAACUAUAUCGAUGACUAUGACGAACUGUAUUACUCGAAUGGGUACUUCUCGCUCGUGAUUAGUCGUGUACCCUAGAUGAUCGUACAGGGUCAGAAGGAACAUUCCUUUUGUUGAUGCAUUUUUGUUAACUUAUAUAAGUUUGGAUGGGCCGUUGAGGCAAUUUUAAGUAGGCAAUCGUUUUAGAUUAAUCGUUAAAGUGAAAUGAUUUUUAAAUGUUUCUUUUUAAUUUAUCGUACAAUAUUUUUUUGGAUUGACCGAAUCAAUGGAAUGAUUUAUAAGAACAUCCAUGUAAUUAAUUACCGUACAAUAAAAAAAACUUGGUUUUUCUGUUCUGAA